UAAUGAUUGAAUCUUAAGACUUUAGAUCACUUGAUCAAAAAACGAAUUAAAUUCCUGAAGAAUUGAAAGUAUAUAAUAAAAUCAAUAUAUAAAAUAGUUUUUGAUUAUUGGAGAUGGUCAAACUGGAAAAUCUUCAUUAGUAAAUAUAUUAACCUAUAGAAAAUAUCCUGAUAAAAUGGUAAGCAAGAAAUCUAGACAAGCAAUUAAAACUUAAGGAUGUGAUAUUAGAAUGGCUUUAAGAAAUUUAAUUGCACCUAAUAAAUAAUUUAUACUUAAAAUUAUAGAUUUAUCUGGAGACAAAGCUUAAAGAUAAUACUUAGAUAUUUAUAUUUCAAAAUUCAAAUUUAAUGGAAUAAUAUUUUGUUUUGAUGUUACUAAUUUAAAGACUUUGUAUAAUCUUAGAAAAUGGAUUCAAAGAUUAACAACAAAAAGUAUAAUCCAUGAAGAUAACGAAGAAGCUUUAGAAACAGAAAAUAAUGAAUACUCUAGAUAAAGUAGUCUAGUUAUUUAAGAUGAUUAUUAAGAUUGCUUGUUAGGUUAUAUUAAUUAUAAAGGAAUUUAAAUGGAAGAAAUACUGAAAAUGCCUUUUAUUUUUGUUGGCUGUAAAAUGGAUUAAAUUCCUAUGGAUCGACAAGUUAGAUUAAGAUAAUAGAUCUCUGAAAGAGUAAUAUAAAUACAUUUAUCUGUAGAUCUAAUAAAUUUAUAAAAAAUCAAAUACAGUUAUUUUGUUAAGUACUACUAAACCUGAAACUUAUUCAGAUGAAUACAAAUAGUUGGAAGAGUGUUUUUUGAAAAUAGUAAAAAAAUAGAACAUUGAGGAAUUCUUAAUAAAAGAAAAAUUUUAAUCAAAAAUGAUUAAUUUGGAUGAAUCUUUCUGGAAAUCCACUUUCCAAACACCGUUUGAAUAAAAAUAUUAGUUAUUUUGUGUGUAUAUGAAACAUUUUUGGUAAAGACUUAUGUGUAAAAAGAGGAAGUAAUGA
Molecule: messenger RNA, 980 nt
Organism: Paramecium sonneborni
Lineage: Eukaryota; Ciliophora; Oligohymenophorea; Peniculida; Parameciidae
Source: the annotation of a GenBank genome assembly